CAACGUGAUCAUUGACCCCAUUAUAGCGUGGUCUGGGGAGCAUGACUGUUCAGCUCAGGAUAAUUCAUAUAGUCCAUUGUUUGAAUAGGAGCCUUGUUGCGUGUGCUUAUUUCUCAUCACCGCAGUGGAUUUCUCGCAGUAUUCAGAUUGAAGACGUUCCGCUUGGAUUAUCUGAAGUGGUCACGAAGGAAUUGAUGCAAUUUGCUUGAACGUGCUGCCUGCAAAUCCAGGGAAAGGUUCACUUCCUAGUUGAAGAAUUCUCAAGAACCUCGUGACAUCCAGCGUCUUCUUGAUUGCCAAGGUUUGAGCGAAGGACAUACUGGUUUUCACGGGAUUUAUCUGCAAAUACUUGAUCAUACAAGUCGUUACGUCGUUACAUUUUUUACACGGAAAGUCAACAUCAGCUAUAUCCUCUGUUAUUUGGCAGUGAUUUGAUAAAAUGUCGUCGCCGGCAACUGCAUUUCUAGUUUUGUUUUUCUUUUGUUUUGUUGCCUUUGGGAGCUGUGGAACGCCGACAGUUAACGGCACGACAAUAAUUUGGAAUGACAACUUUGAAGAUACAAGCUCAGAGGGAUCUGAUCUCAAGACAGAAUACGACGCAAAAGGACUACAGCCUUGGUAUAAUUUCGCAAAUUCGUUCAUCGGAACAGUUCUCAGUAAAGACCCUUACAAUAUUCUUAUCAAGAUCAAAGAUGAAGGUAUGGAUGAAGAGGUUAUCAAGAACGAUAUUAUUAAAAACUAUGCCAUGGGAAUGAUUAUUUGUGUGGGAAUUGGUUUCCUAUUCUGUCUGCUUAUGCCAAUUGUUGGCUUUUGUUUCUGUUGCUGUCGCUGCUGCGGAAAUUGUGGUGGGGAGAUGUCACAGAAAGAGAGAUCAAAUGAUGGCUGCAAAAGAGCUGUGUUUGGAGUGAUUCUUACAGUGAUCACACUUCUGAUGUUUACUGGGGUCUUGUUGACAUUUGUUUGCAAUGAUCGCAUGAGUGAAACUGUUGACGAGAUGCAAAUCAACUCAGAUGCUAUUGUAAAGGAAGCAGUCACAUUUAUUAACCGUUCAGUUGGGGAAGUUGACAAACUCCUAGGUGAAGACUUUGGUUUUGUCAUUGAUCAGUUGAAAAAGGACAUAACUGAUGCAAGUCUUCGAAGUCUUGUGGGUGGCCCUCUACUGGAAGAGCUGGACAAAGUCUCUGUUAAGCCUAUAGAAGCAGUAAAGGAUUUGGCUGCGAACACUCAAAGAAUGAAGGAUCAACUUGAGAUCAUCAAAAACACCAGCCAAAGUCUGUCAAACUUGACGAAAGAACUUCAAGAGGGCCUGGAUGAGGUUAAGGACAACUUGACAGAUAUUCUGAAAAAUUGCAGUAAUGUACCAAGUGUUAAGCCUACCUGCGAUAAUAUAAACUCAGAUGAUCUGGCUACUGGGGCAAACUUUACAGCUCUUCCUGAUGUUUCAUCAGAACUUGAGAAUGUUGAAAAGGUUGUAAACCAGGACUUUGAGAAGACAGCGGAAGAAGGACUUGCAGAAGUAAGGGAAAUUCCCCAAAAGGUCAUCAAUGACACAAGUGACACACGAAAAGAUAUUAGCAAGAUGAUUAGCAAUGCAACUAGCAGUGUCAACAAGAUGAGAGAUGAUCUUAAGAAAAUUGCAAAUGAUGAUGUCAUCUCAAAGCUUGAGGAAUUUAAAACUGAUACUGUUCCAAAAGCCAAAGAACAAGCAGAAAAAUAUGACAACUACAGAUGGAUGGCUGGUGUUGGGUUGACUUGCAUUCUUCUCCUUGUUGUGGUGUUGAUGGCUCUUGGCUUGAUGUGUGGUGUCUGUGGUCACGACAAGGAAGCUGUACCAACCACGCGGGGUACAGUGUCUAACUUGGGAGGUCUUUCUCUAAUGGCUGCUGCUGGGUUCUGUUUUAUUUUUGCAUCAUUUUUGAUGCUAUUGACUACAAUCUGUUUUAUUAUUGGAGCACCAAUGCAAACAGUGUGUACAGCUAUUGAUUCUGGAGAACUGUACUCUCAGGUUCUUGAUAAUCAGAAGUUUUGGGGUGAUGAUGGAUAUGUUUUGUCAAGAACCUUUUUUGGUAAAGAUAAGUCAGACAUACGUUUCACCAUCGGCGGAUUCAUUGACAACUGUCGCAACAACAAACCACUAUUCAAAGCUGGCCCCUUUGAUGAAGCUUUUAAUAUUUCUGACAGGCUGGACAUCGAAAAGUUGCUUGGAAAUGAUACUACACAACAGUUUGACAAUUUAAAGGUUGACCUGAGUGAUGUGAAUGUCUUUAGCAAUGACACCCGCAACAGCCUGACUGAACUUAGGGAUUCAGGAGUUGAUAACAUUGAUUUUGCUUCAUUUUUGAAUGAGAGCACUUCUUUUGGAAGGGCUACUUUUGCUGACUCAGCUGUUGAUCUCAAUGAAUUUGCUCAGAAUAUCAGUAAUCUAGGAGGUGAAUUUUCUAGACAAGCACAGAAUUCUUCAGCACCACUUAAAGCCAAGUUAACUGAACUGUCACAAAAAGCGAAUGACACUGCCGCAGCCCUGCGCACUCUACAGGCGACUGUAGUGAAGGAUAUGGAAGAUAAGUCGAUAGAGUUAAAUCAAAAUGUGAGUGCCCUGAAAGAUAUCGGAGGAGAUCUCAAGCAACUAGCAAACAAUACUUUGAAAGAAGCCCAGAAAGCAGAGAGCUAUCUUCAUACUCAAUCAGCUACUAACAUCAACAAAAUUGUACAGAACUUCACUGAUCGAGUGUUAGGUUGGGGAUUUCAGUUCACAGAUCACAUUAAAGACCUUCUAGACAAUAGUUUGGCUAAAUGUAAACCUGUGGCGAACAUUUACGAUGCAACUAUUGUUAUAAUCUGCAAGCAAGCCCUGUACCCAUUUAAUGGUUUCUGGUUCUCCAUUGGAUAUUGCCUGUUCUUUUUCAUCCCUGCAAUAAUUUUCUGUGUUAAACUUGCUAAACAUUAUCGCCGAAUGGAUUACGAGAAUGAAUUUGAUCAGGAUGUGGAAGCGUUCGAAAUGGGACAUCAUUAUCCAUCAGCCCCACCUCAGUACCCUUCGGGCGGCGAAAAGAAACCAUGGGCUAACCCGAAAAAUGCUGUCUAUCCCCAGGCUCCACCAAGCAGAUACUAGCUCGGGUUUGUAAACUUAUAAAUGUUUCUGCGCCUAAAGCACCAAGUGCUGCUUUGUUUGGCGACAGAAAGAGCUCAGUGAAGAAAUAUGGGUGUCCAGUGUUACGAGACCGAGUGUUUCUCAUCGUACACCUGCUUGUUGAUUACUGCAAAACUCUUGUUCCGUUUGGGUUACUGAACUUAUCUUGUUACCUACCCCUACCCCGACAAACGCAGCUUCUUGCAAUGUUCUCUCUGAUGGACUGUUAAUUGCCCGUGAAAAUUGCAAGCGGUGUUGAACUGGAGACGCCCGGAGAACUCUGAAAGUUCAGGCUCGGCAGCGCUUGUUGCUUUGGUAUGUUAGCUUUAAAUAAACUUCAAUGCAGAUGAAAAGUUUUAAUUCUUGCUGCUCUAACUCUUCCAGCUUUGAUGAAAUGUACUGAAGUUUUCCUAAAAAUUUUAUGUGAUAACGUAGACUUGCGAAUAAUUUGUUUGAUCAAACAGAUAAAUUGGUUUAUCGCAAAUAGUAUUCAUAAUUCUAGAAACCUAAAUAAACUAUUGAAAACAUUUUUAUGUUCGCAUCUAAAAUCUUCAAUUCUUGCACGCAGAAAUUUCUGUCACUAUGAUUUAAACUGGAAUAUUCAAGUUCUGUUUAUUAUUGCGUCUAAUGUUCGGUACUUGAUAUACGCCUCCUAAAUAUACGACUUAAACUAGUUCCAUAACAUUUUCGUUUUUCCUAACCAGUCAGCCUUAAAUUAAUUCAAUGUUCACCAUAGGAAUCGCUACAUUUGAAUAUAAAUACUAUCAAAUAUUUUCCCAAUUAGCGCUAAGAGAGCUAUUGGUGUUUGAGAAAUUUUGAAAGUGCUAACCAAAACUUUAAAAAAAUCAUUCUUAGAGUCAAUUGUGUCUUAAUUGUUGGUUCAAGGAAAGUUAGUUUACAGGCAACGAAACAUAUGACUAGCAGGGUCAGUAAUUGCAUCGAACCACAGCCGUUUUUAGUUUUAGGUUAAGAAAGAAAGAUUAAGAAUGUCUAUCUUUUCUUCCUUGUCUCCGUGGAACGUGAUAAUCACAGAGGAAGUCAGACAUAGCAACAGUAGAACUUGAAUUUUUAUUCGCCGUCGAGUUGUGGCGGGUAACAUCGACCGCUAUUUUUGCUAAAUUUAUUGUGUUUGAAACGAUAACCUAGGCCGUUUUCGUCACCAUCGAGCUUGAUUCAUAGCAUAUGAUGUUCAUGCAUUUAUUCUCUAGUGGAUAGAUAGAAACUCGAGAGGAAAGAUCCAGUUCAUUUUGACGGACUUUUUCAACAACCAACUCUAACUUGUGUUUUUGA
Messenger RNA from Pocillopora damicornis (cauliflower coral), 4420 nucleotides. Its product is annotated as prominin-1-A. NCBI's taxonomy places the organism in Eukaryota, Metazoa, Cnidaria, Anthozoa, Scleractinia, Pocilloporidae. Gene Ontology annotation, cellular component: membrane. The record is from RefSeq and is a predicted model, not a curated record.